Messenger RNA from Eupeodes corollae, 973 nucleotides. It is a transcript of the gene Ssu72, whose product is annotated as RNA polymerase II subunit A C-terminal domain phosphatase SSU72. Gene Ontology annotation, cellular component: nucleus; mRNA cleavage and polyadenylation specificity factor complex. The record is from RefSeq and is a predicted model, not a curated record. The transcript is spliced from 4 exons. Bases 166 to 750 code for a protein of 194 amino acids. Gene Ontology annotation, biological process: termination of RNA polymerase II transcription. Gene Ontology annotation, molecular function: RNA polymerase II CTD heptapeptide repeat phosphatase activity. NCBI's taxonomy places the organism in Eukaryota, Metazoa, Arthropoda, Insecta, Diptera, Syrphidae.
UUAGCACUUGCUACAAGUCCAAUCCAAGGAAUCAUCGUACUUCGUUUGUAAAUCUCUCUUCCGGAGCUUGUCAUAAUUAGUUAAUUUUUAUAUUUAAUAAAGUUAUUUCACUUGUUUCAAAAAUAUUUUAAAAUAGUAGAAUAAUUUUUUCUACAUCAAUACAGUAUGGCAAAUCCUUCAGAUUUAUCAAUUGCGGUUAUAUGUUCCUCCAAUAUGAACCGCUCCAUGGAAGCUCACGGGUUUCUGGCGAAAAAAGGCUACAAAGUUCGAUCGUUUGGUACUGGCGACAGAGUAAAGCUUCCCGGAACUGCCAUUGAUAAGCCAAAUGUUUACGAAUUUGGAACACCAUACGAUGUCAUUUACAAUGAUUUGAUCGCCAAAGACAAACAAUACUACACCAACAAUGGCCUGUUGCACAUGUUAGAUCGAAAUAGACGAAUCAAGAAGUGUCCCGAAAGAUUUCAAGAUUGUCCAGAAGAGUUCGAUAUAAUUGUUACCGUUGAGGAGCGUGUUUAUGAUCAGGUGUUGGAGUAUAUGGCUACUAGAGAUUCUUUUAAUAAACCCGUUCACACUUUUAAUAUUGACAUCGAGGAUAAUCAUGAAGACGCGUUGCUGGGAGCUUUUCUAAUCGCUGACAUGAUUAACAUGAUGACCAAAUCAACAGAUCUUGACAAUGAAAUAGACGAGCUCCUACAAGACUUUGAAACAAGACGCGGCCGAGGCGUAUUACACACGGUGCUUUUUUACUGACGUACAACAAAUCACAAAUGUGAUUAUAAUUAUCCAAAUAAGCUUGCUUUCAACAUAAUAGGAUAUUUAAAUGAUUGUUACCACAUCUUCAUAUAUUUUUCUAUAAAAUUGUAAUUUUUGUAUUUCUGUAUAAAAGUUAUAAUAGCUUCUAAAAUAAAAAAGUCAUUAAAUGUAAUGUUGUAACAAUUAAAUGUUAUAAAGCGAAAUAAAAACAAUGUAAUUU